Perkinsus marinus ATCC 50983 is the source of this 803-nucleotide messenger RNA. RefSeq lists its product as hypothetical. The record is from RefSeq and is a predicted model, not a curated record. The transcript has a single exon. NCBI's taxonomy places the organism in Eukaryota, Perkinsozoa, Perkinsida, Perkinsidae. The annotation marks the transcript as partial.
AUGACCUCCUCCAGGCCUGUCUUUGCAAUCAAACAGAGCACUGAGUCGACACCUGAGCAUAGUGAUGAGUCUGCAUCCACUGAAGAGCCUCCUAACCGCCCUUGGACAGCAACGAGACUUUUCCUGUAUGGCUCGGGGACUGCUGCUGCGGCUUGGCUGGCGUAUUGUGCUAUUCAUUCUGGUGGUGAUCCUCAUAAAACCGAGAUUAUGAUUGAGGAAAGCAUUAAGCAACUACCGUUGUACAGACCUCCUGAGCGACCAGAAGCAGAAAGGUUGAGUCGAAUUGAUCAACAUGAUCUCGAUGAUGCUACUAUGAAGGAUCUAGCGACCUGGUUUAUGGCUGAGGAUAAGAGGGCGGCUGAUGGUGUCAGUCGGUCGACGGUAUUGGACUUUAUAGGAGAAUCUUUGGGACUGUUGGAGCCUGAGGAAGCUGAGAUGGAAAAAGAGGACAAUUUACGGUAUCCUCGAUUCGGUAGAGAUAAAGGCAAACUGCUGCACGAAGUGACUAAGGCGUUCGUUCAUAAGGGGCAUGGUCGACUUGACGAGGAAAAGAGGCAAGCCGGGUGCUCUGUGAGUGAAGCCGCCGAAUUAUUGUCUAGCGUCAUUGCAAUUCACGGUGACGACACCGCUGAUAGGGUUCAGGAACGAUUACAUAAGAUCAUAGAGACCAAUUAUAAGGAUACUGGCUUGCCUGAGGUUUCUGUCUUUCAAAAUCCUAUGAAUAUUCCCCCACCAGUACAACCUCUACCUGAAGUAGACGAGGAAGAGGCCAAUAGAGCUGUGCUCAAGCUGGAAUUAGAGCA